This is a messenger RNA of Cicer arietinum (chickpea), 1864 nucleotides long. RefSeq names its product plant UBX domain-containing protein 2. The record is from RefSeq and is a predicted model, not a curated record. Gene Ontology annotation, biological process: defense response to fungus. Gene Ontology annotation, molecular function: protein binding. NCBI's taxonomy places the organism in Eukaryota, Viridiplantae, Streptophyta, Magnoliopsida, Fabales, Fabaceae.
UUUCCUCAAAAACAUAAAGCUGAAUGAAUUUUAUGAAGUCAAGUCAACACCCUCCAAAUCCAAUUCAUAGCAUAGCAUAGCAUAGUUUCUUCCUCCCUUCCUCUAUUUCGUGUUUCUUUUUCCCCUUUCCUUACAACAAUCCCAGAUUUGUAAUUAUCAUCUUCUUUCAAUCCAACCCUUAUUCAUCAAUCAAUUUCUUCAACAACCCCCUUAUCAAAUCAUUUCAUUUAUCAAUCCUUCAAUUAGCAUUUCAGAUCUAUACUUCUUCAUAUAAUUAGGGUUUUUAGCUUGUAGAAGAAGCAAAUGGACGACGUGAAAGACAAGGUUAAAGGUUUAAUGAAAAAAGUCAACAACCCUUUCUCUUCCUCAACAUCUGGAAAAUUCAAGGGCCAAGGUAGAGUCUUGGGAUCAUCAUCAUCUUCUUCUUCUUCUUAUACACCUUCUAAUUCCAAUCCUACCCCUCGCCCUAAUCCAUCUCCCUCUCAGAACCCUAACCCUAAUUCCAAACCCAAACCUAAACCCACUUCACCGGUCGCUUCAGAUAAUAGCAGAAUCGACAAAGCUCGUAAACCUGGAGAUGGGUUUGACCCUUUUGAUUCUCUAGUCACUUCAUCGCAGAGAUCUCAAAAUGGGUAUUCACUUAAUGUAUAUGAAUGUCCAAUUUGUAAAAAACCCUUUAGAUCAGAAGAUGAGGUUUCUGAACACGUGGAUAAUUGUUUGAGUAACCCAACUGAGUCUAUUGAUGGUGAUGAAAAUUGUGUAUCAGAAUUGCAAGAGAGUGAAGUUGAGUCUAAUACUGAAUUGGAGAUUUUUAUUGGCACUUAUGUUUCAGGGAAACCAUCUGAAGGAUCGAUCGAUGUUGUUCUUAAAUUAUUGAGGAAUAUUGUUAGGGAACCUGAGAAUGUUAAGUUUAGGAAGAUUAGGAUGAAUAAUCCUAAGAUUAAAGAAGCUAUUGCUGAUGUUAUUGGUGGAGUUGAAUUGCUUAGUUUUUUAGGGUUUGAACUUAAGGAGGAGAAUGGAGAGACAUGGGCAUUGAUGGAGGCUCCUAGAGAGGAGGAGAAAAUAAAUUUUAUUAAGAAAGCAAUAGUGUUAUUGGAACCACAACUUGUGGUACAAGAUCCUCCUAAGAGAGACAACUUGACGUCUACGGCUUCUGUUGAGAAAGUAGUCACGGCCGAACCAAAAAAGAUCGACAGACAGGUGAAAGUCUUCUUUGCUGUCACUGAAAGUGUUGCAGCUAAAAUUGAGCUACCAGAUUCCUUCUACAAACUUUCAGUUGACGAGGCGAGAAGAGACGCUGAACUAAGGAGAAAAAGGAUUGAAGAGUCUCAGCUUUUAAUCCCCAAGUCACUUAAAGAAAAGCAAGCUAAAGCUGCAAGGAGGAGAUACACAAGAACUAUUAUUAGGAUUCAGUUUCCAGAUGGAGUUGUACUUCAAGGUGUAUUUGCUCCAUGGGAACCAACUACUGCUCUCUAUGAGUUUGUGAGCUCUGCGUUAAAAGAACAAGGUUUGGAAUUUGAGCUAAUGCAUCCAAUAGUCGUCCAACGGCGUGUGAUCCCAUGUUUCCCGAAAGCAGGGCAAAAGGUCAAAACAAUAGAGGAAGAAGACCUGGUACCUUCUGCUCUAAUCAAGUUCAAGCCUCUAGAAACAGAUUCUGUUGUUUUCACAGGUCUCAAAAAUGAAUUGCUUGAAAUCAGUGAACCACUUGUAAAUGGUUAAGCAUUUGCUUCUGUGUAUGAACUAUUUUGAUUUGUUUCCUUAUUUUUCACAAUUAACUUUUUCCCCCUUUAUUGAUGGGGAUAUAGAUGCAAUUGUUAUAUUCAUUAUCAUUCAUAAUUUUGUGACAAACAAUAUUAUACUCAGA